Gavia stellata (red-throated loon) is the source of this 2002-nucleotide messenger RNA. It is a transcript of the gene UTP15, whose product is annotated as UTP15 small subunit processome component. The transcript has 12 exons. Gene Ontology annotation, molecular function: protein binding. Gene Ontology annotation, biological process: positive regulation of transcription by RNA polymerase I; rRNA processing. Gene Ontology annotation, cellular component: nucleolus. The record is from RefSeq and is a predicted model, not a curated record. NCBI's taxonomy places the organism in Eukaryota, Metazoa, Chordata, Aves, Gaviiformes, Gaviidae. Bases 1 to 1587 code for a protein of 528 amino acids.
AUGGCCACCUACAAACCGGUGGUGGUUCAGGCGUUCCCCAAGCUCGGGGAGAGGAUCACGCAGGACACGGUGUACUGGCGGGGCUACAAGACACCUGUUCAGAUAAAGGAAUUUGGUGCUGUAAGUAAAAUUGACUUCUCCCCGGUUCCUCCAUAUAACUACGCUGUCACAGCUUCCUCACGGAUCCACAUUUAUGGUCGUUACUCUCAGGAACCAAUCAAAACGUUUUCUCGCUUCAAAGAUGCUGCUUAUUGUGCCACAUACAGAGAUGAUGGCAAUCUGCUUGCUGCUGGCAGCGAGGAAGGUAGCAUUCGCCUCUUUGACAUUAGUGGAAGAGCACCGCUGAGACAAUUUGAUGGUCAUACUAAAGCUGUUCAUGUAGUGGGCUUCCUGUCUGAUAAAUACAGAAUAUUUUCUGGUGGUGAUGAUUAUUCAUCAAAUCUGUGGGAUAUUCCGAGUGCUACAGAAAUUGUCUCAUACAGUGAACAUAAUGACUAUGUGAGAUGCGGCUGUGCAAGUAAAGUGAAUGCAGAUGUCUUUAUAACAGGUUCCUAUGACCACACUGUGAAAAUAUUUGAUGCACGAACAAAAAGUAGUGUCAUGACAAUAGAACAUGGCCAGCCUGUGGAGAGUGUGCUUCUGUUCCCUUCUGGUGGGCUUCUAGUAUCUGCAGGAGGUCGAUAUGUCAAAGUUUGGGAUGUACUAAAAGGUGGACAGUUACUAGUUUCACUUAAAAAUCACCAUAAAACUGUAACUUGUUUAUGCCUGAACAGCUCUGGACAAAGGUUAUUGUCAGGAUCUCUGGACAGGAAUGUGAAGAUUUACAGUACUACUUCCUACAAAGUCGUCCACAGCUUUAACUAUGCAACAUCCAUCCUCAGUCUUGCGUUGUCGCCUGAAGAUGAAACCAUAGUCAUAGGCAUGACCAAUGGGGUGCUAAAUGUUAAACACAGGAAACUUGAAGAAAGGAAAGAAAAGUCUCAGAAGAAGAGACAACCAGCAUAUAGAACCUAUGUGAAAGGGAGAACUUACAUGCCAAAACAGGAAGAUUUCUGUGUCAGUAAACCUGUAAAACGUGUUUUGAGGAAAUAUGACAAGCUGCUGAAGAGCUUUCAGUCUUCCAAGGCCCUAGAUGCAGUACUGGAGCCACCCAUCAGGCUUCACACUCCUGAAGUUACGGUUGCAGUCAUGCAGGAACUGCAUCGCAGAGGAACACUGAGGAGUGCACUUGCAGGCCGAGACGAGAAGCAAAUUAAUCUCCUUCUUACCUUUGUGGCAAGGCGUGUGAUUGAGCCUAGAUUUACCUCUGUACUGGUGACUGUUGCAGAUAUGAUCACUGACAUUUAUCAGCCUGUGGUUGGGCAGUCAGCAAUUGUUGAUAGACAAUUCUUGAGACUUCAGGAAGCCAUAGGAAAAGAGAUUGACUAUCAAGAGGAACUACUAGAAGUUUUGGGAAUGAUGGAUACACUGUUUGCUACUUUCACUAAGAAAAGAGCUGCUUAUCUAGAAGAGAACAAAAGUAAUGGUCUUACAGAGACCACUGAAACAAAUAGGAAUAACUAUCACAACAAAUUGUCAGAAAAAUAAUGUGGACUUGAAAUACAUGACCUGUUCUCCUGGUAACUUUUUAUAAUAGUGACUUUCAGAGUAAGUCCCUCUCUUUUGAAGUUCUGUCUCCCAAACUGUGUUUUUGAAAAGGCUGAAUUACUGAAGAUAGAGAAGGAAGGACAUUCUCAAGAUUUUUCCAUGCAAUAUUUUUCAAACAAUUGUAUUUUAAAAUUUUAUUCCAAAGUUAUGUAACCUUUAAAGAGUGUUUUGUGCACCCAGUACUAAGUCAUUAUUUGAUUUAGAGAAACAGUCAACAAUUUUCAGUUUUUAUUUACCAGAAAAUAAUCGAGGUUUCUCUAAUUUUAAUGUGUCAUUGUCCUUAUUUAAGGUUAAUAUCCCAGCUCACAUACUUGGACAUAGGAAUAAAACCAUGUAUGCAUUUGAUAAAACUUUA